Molecule: messenger RNA, 1331 nt
Organism: Chara braunii
Lineage: Eukaryota; Viridiplantae; Streptophyta; Charophyceae; Charales; Characeae
Source: the annotation of a GenBank genome assembly
UCGGACCUCUGGCUAUUCAAGAUGCGGCUAUGGCGUUGCAUGGGUAUAGACCCUGCUACUGGUACCACCAGAUUCGGUGGAAGCCUAUGUCCGGGGAGGGACCCUGGAUUACGGCUAUACUCAACUAUGAUGGGGGUGACGAGCUGAGACUGAGGACCAACGUAGGCGGAGGAAAAGAGGAGGAGAUGCGCACUGAUGGAAGGCUACAUGACGCUAUCAUAGAGACGAAAGACCGUGUGGAGAGGCGCUGCAGAAAAGACGGUGUGACGGUGAAAAUGCAGGUAACGGUCUCGCAUCAUGAGACCAAGACCUCAAUGGACGAGGCGGACUGGGAGCAGGCCCACCUGGAACGAGACUUAGGUGGGGAGAGCGACAUGAGCGAGGCGGAGGACCGGGAGACGGACCUCAGGUCCUGGAUCAGACCAGGCGAGAUCCAGAGGCAUCACUGCGCUGCGAAGCCGGUGGAAGAGGGACCUGAGGCCAACUCACGACAGCUAACGCCCAGAGGCCGUGGGACUGGGGAAAAACAGAGCAAAGGGAAGAAACAUCACGGAGAUCACCGCCAGUGGGCCGAGUACCUCGAGCUGCUUAUCAUCCAGGCGUGGCGAACGAAAGUGGAAGGCAAUCUGCUCGAAUUCCUCUUCGGAUCGGUGCGGCCCGAUCUCCGCCAACCGAUCGUACACAAGUUAACGGUCCCCCUUGCACAGCUGGCCGACGAUCUCCCUCUUGAGAUGGUCUCGCAGAGCGACGACAGCCCGGUCCGGCACGUUCUUACGCGGACCUUGGCGCCAUAUCUUCAGUGGUCGGCGUGCUUGGAGGAACCGGGGAGCCACCGCAAACCGCCAUCACAGCGCGGUUACCUGAACCCGCACGAGAUAGUCGAUCUCGCCUUCUUCCAAGAUUGGACGGAUUCCGAGAACGAGGAGAUAGAGAUUGAAGCGGAAGAAGAAAGCUCGGAAGAAGACGAAGAGGUCAAAGAAGAGGCCGACGAGGAAAAAACUCCCGAAGAAGGGAGUUACAGUGAGCACAGCGCAGGGGAGCAAAGUGAGGAGGAGGAGGAGGAAGAACAAGACGACGACGAAGAAGAAGAAGAAGACCAGGGGGAAGUAGAGGAGUCGGAGUACGAAGGAUUUGAGGAGGAAGUGCGUGACGAGGCUCGGGCCCAGGCCCAGGCACAGAAGAGGGGAAGAAAUCGCGGCCGGGAAGAGACAGCUGGAAUUCGCCAGCGCAGCCGGCCAGCCGCUCAUCGACGAUCCGGCCCGGGAUCCAGAGCCGCCUAAGCCCGAGGAUGGAGCGACCGCUGGCGAGACUUCUGCCGCACCAGCGAGACG